This is a messenger RNA of Larimichthys crocea (large yellow croaker), 7882 nucleotides long. RefSeq names its product eph receptor B3b (gene ephb3b). Gene Ontology annotation, molecular function: protein binding; ATP binding; transmembrane-ephrin receptor activity. The coding region runs from base 707 to 3796 and encodes 1029 amino acids. Gene Ontology annotation, biological process: ephrin receptor signaling pathway; protein phosphorylation; axon guidance. Gene Ontology annotation, cellular component: plasma membrane; dendrite. The transcript has 16 exons. NCBI's taxonomy places the organism in Eukaryota, Metazoa, Chordata, Actinopteri, Sciaenidae. The record is from RefSeq and is a predicted model, not a curated record.
UCCUCCACAGUCUUGGUGCUUCAUUCCAGUGCACACGCCGAGCGAAGCAGACGGUUCAACUCAGCAGCCAAAGCUGAUAAAUUCGCUCAGGGAAUAAAUAUCUGUAAAUCGCGCGGCUGUUUCUUUAGAGGAAUACCCACUUGAUCGUGGACGCAUGUGAGCGUGCACAUGCCUAGCUGGGACUAUAACACCAUGGUUUUGACACAAGUGCGGCUAUCUCUGCCUCUGCUCCUCUGACUACAGAGAAAGUCUUUGGAUCGCACCGAGGAGGCUCUAAUACUCUUUUCCUUUUCUUUUUUUUUUCUUUUUUGCUUUCACUGACUCUCACCUAAGUAUUGCUGGAAAUAUUCUCCGGAUGGUGACCACGAACUGGACUACCUGUUUUCAGCUGAUUCGCUCAAUGCGAGGGGAAGGGACUGGAUAGACUUGUGCGCCCCGUUGCCUUUUCUCUGGUUUAAUAAGGCACGUUGGAGAUCACUGAAACGGGAGAGCAGCUGCUAUAUUCACACAUUUUACGCAGAGGGUGUUAUUUCCUCCCAACACUCACCUUUACGUGUUUUUUGUGAAUGGGGGUAACUCUGUUCCUGGAGGUUUGACACAGCUGGGACUGGGACAGGGACUGGAACGGGACUGUGUGCGUGGAGCGUCGGAUUGUACUCCCUCAUCUCUCUCGCGGGUCUAUUUACAUGUCCGACCUGACUGCUUUAUGACAAUGGAUUACUUUCUGCUUUUAUGCAGCCUCUUGCUGCCCGUGGUGUCCGCCGUUGAAGAGACGCUGAUGGACACGAAAUGGGCCACGACAGAAUUAGCCUGGACUGCACACCCUGAAACCGGGUGGGAAGAGGUGAGUGGCUAUGAUGAUGCCAUGAACCCCAUCCGGACGUACCAAGUCUGCAAUGUACGUGAGCUCAACCAGAAUAACUGGCUACGCAGUGACUUCAUUCCACGAAAGGAUGUGCUGCGUGUAUAUGUAGAGAUGAAAUUCACAGUGCGAGAUUGCAACAGCAUUCCUAACAUCCCCGGUUCCUGCAAAGAGACCUUCAAUCUCUUCUACUAUGAGUCUGACUCAGACUCGGCCACAGCUACCAGUCCUUUCUGGAUGGAGAACCCUUAUGUGAAGGUGGACACUAUUGCCCCAGAUGAGAGCUUUUCCAUGCUUGAGUCUGGACGUGUAAACACAAAAGUCCGAAGUUUCGGGCCAUUGUCCAAAGCCGGGUUCUACUUGGCAUUUCAGGACCUUGGUGCAUGCAUGUCACUGAUCUCAGUUAGGGUUUUUUACAAAAAGUGCUCCACCACCAUCGCCAACUUUGCCGUUUUCCCAGAGACAGCAACUGGGGCCGAGGCAACGUCCUUGGUAAUUGCGCCGGGAACUUGUGUCCCUAAUGCCCUGGAGGUGUCUGUGCCACUGAAGCUUUAUUGCAACGGAGAUGGCGAGUGGAUGGUUCCUGUUGGAGCCUGUACCUGCUCGGCUGGUUUUGAACCAGCCAUAAAGGAUACUCAAUGUCAAGCUUGCAGCCCUGGCACCUUCAAGUCCAAACAGGGAGAUGGCUUAUGCCAGCCCUGUCCAGCCAACAGCCGUGCCAGCUCAGGUGCAUCCAGUGUUUGCUCCUGUCGAAACGGUUACUAUCGCUCAGACACCGAUUCUCCAGACUCUGCGUGUACCACUGUUCCUUCUGCACCACGCAGCGUCAUCUCCAUUGUGAAUGAAACCUCACUCGUUCUGGAAUGGAGCGAUCCACGUGACUUAGGUGGCCGUGAGGAUAUCUUCUACAACGUCAUCUGUAAGAAGUGCUUGCCUGAGCGGGGAAUGUGCUCACGGUGUGACGACAAUGUUGACAUCUCGCCGCGCCACCUUGGCCUGAUGCAGCGCCGUGUGGCCGUCCGUAACCUACAAGCCCAUACACAGUACAGCUUCGAGAUCCAGGCUGUCAAUGGGGUUUCCAACAAGAGCCCCUAUACACCUCAGUUCUCUACAGUGAACAUCACCACAAAUCAGGCUGCUCCAUCUGCAGUGCCCACAGUUCACCUGAUGGCGGCCACAGCGAGCACCAUGAGCCUGUCCUGGCUGCCUCCAGAGAAACCCAACGGAAUCAUUCUGGAUUAUGAGAUUAAGUACCAUGAGAAGGUAAGCAGCAAUGAUCAGGGUGAGGCCAUUGCCCAUACCAUGACUGCUCAACGGAGCAACGCACGCAUUGAAGGUCUUAAGGCUGGAACGCCUUAUGUGGUUCAAGUCCGUGCCCGAACAGUGGCCGGUUAUGGUCGUUACAGCAGUCCAGCCGACUUCAGCACGAACCUGCAAACUGACCCUCCAAAGUCAUGGCAGGAGCAACUGCCACUCAUCGUGGGAUCAGCCACAGCCACCUUGGUCUUCAUCAUUGCAGUUGUGGUCAUCGCUAUUGUCUGCCUCAGAAAGCAGAGAAACGGUUCAGAGUCGGAAUACACAGAGAAACUGCAGCAGUACAAAUCCCCAAUAGUAACGCCGGGAAUGAAGGUCUACAUUGACCCCUUCACCUAUGAGGACCCCAAUGAGGCGGUGCGCGAGUUUGCCAAGGAGAUCGACGUCUCCUGCGUGAAGAUCGAGGAGGUCAUCGGCGCAGGUAACCCACCAAAGCUCCUGAGCUACAGGGGGAAGACUGCUAGUCACCUCCAGGCCAUACCGUUAGAGGACUUCACACCAAGCGGAGAGUUUGGGGAGGUGUGCCGCGGUCGCCUCAAGCUGCCUGGGCGUCGGGAGAUCAUCGUAGCCAUCAAGACUCUCAAGGUGGGCUACACUGACCGCCAGAGGCGAGACUUCCUGUCUGAGGCUUCCAUCAUGGGUCAGUUCGACCACCCCAACAUUAUCCGCCUGGAAGGUGUGGUCACCAAGAGUCGGCCAGUGAUGAUUGUUACAGAGUUCAUGGAGAAUGGAGCCUUGGACUCUUUCCUAAGGCUCAAUGACGGACAGUUCACAGUGAUCCAGCUGGUUGGCAUGCUGCGUGGUAUCGCAGCAGGGAUGAAGUAUCUAUCAGACAUGAACUACGUGCACAGAGAUUUGGCUGCCCGUAACAUCUUAGUCAACAGUAAUCUGGUGUGUAAGGUGUCUGACUUCGGCCUAUCUCGUUUCCUCGAGGAUGACCCCACAGACCCCACCUACACCAGCUCCCUGUAUUUCAUGCUCACCUACUCAUUCGCAUAUCCACAGGGUGGGAAAAUCCCCAUUCGUUGGACAGCUCCCGAGGCGAUUGCGUACAGGAAGUUCACCUCAGCCAGUGAUGUGUGGAGCUACGGCAUUGUCAUGUGGGAAGUGAUGUCGUAUGGAGAGCGGCCGUACUGGGACAUGAGCAAUCAAGAUGUGAUAAAUGCUGUGGAGCAAGACUAUCGACUGCCCCCACCCAUGGACUGCCCCACAGCAUUGCACCAGCUCAUGUUGGACUGCUGGGUGAAAGAGAGAAACCUGCGACCCAAAUUCACCCAGAUUGUGGCCACGCUGGAUAAGCUUAUCCGCAAUGCUGCCAGCCUCAAGGUGGUCACCAACAGCACACAGUCCACUGGGGUAUCCCAGCCCUUGCUUGACCGCUGUGUGCCAGACUAUACCACUUUCACCACUGUGGGGGACUGGCUGGACGCCAUCAAGAUGAGCCGCUACCGUGACAACUUCGUCAAUGCCGGAUUUGCUUCCUUUGACCUGGUGGCCCAGAUGACAGCAGAGGACUUGCUGCGGAUAGGGGUAACGUUGGCUGGCCAUCAGAAGAAGAUUCUUGGUAGCAUUCAGGACAUGAGACUACAGAUGAACCAAACACUUCCUGUCCAGGUGUGAGCGACAGGACACACAGACCGAUGCAGUCGAAGGACAGCCAGACAGGAAAACAGGGGAGGAACUGUGCCAGAGAGAGCCAUUGGAAAACCCUAGCUGCCUGACCCAUCUCUGCCAAUUAGACGCUAUGAAACUGGCUUGCAGUGCCUCUGACUAUUAUUAUUUUUUCAUUAUUUCACUACCACUUCCAUUUCCUGUUCCUGAUUUUUUUUGUUAUUCUUCAUUGUUUCUUUUUCCAUCCAAUCAAAAUGAGUGUGUUUUUGAAAGAGGAAGAGGAGUUAACCCCUUUAUAUCCCAUGCGUGCCUCACCAGCUCUGGUGUGGGUUGACGUUUGCAUGCAUGUGUGUUUUAGUGAGGUUGGCAUUAGCCCUGUAACUGAAACGUCACACUCUGAUCCUCACGCAAGAAUCCCUCCCCUUGACCUCUCAACCCAGCUUCGAUGGACGUAAAACUUUGUAAAGAAUGGACACCCAGGUGUUAAAAAGUGAACAAAGUGAACAAAUGUUCACCAAAAAAAAAGCAAAAGCAAAAAAAAAAACAAAAAAACAGAGGACCCACAGGAGAUAGAGGGCAGUUCUUUCCCUGAUAGAAGUUGUUUUACUGUGCACGUAUGUGUCGUUCUCCAUCUUCAUAUUGAAGGUGUGUUAUCUAAAAGGGCACUUGCUGGAGAAGGGUGAGGUGGUGGAAGAGGAAAAAUGAGGUUAAAGGUCAAGAGGAUGACAGAGGUCAUGAAGGUCAAAGGAGGGUAGCCACAUUUUUGGACAUUUGUUUUGGCUGCUGUCUUCAGUAGGUCACCAGAUGACCUCUUCGCCCUGACCCGAAGUGACUCAGGAUUGUUCCACAGCUUGGGAUCACCUGCUCAUCAACUGUGUUUUUACACAUAAAAAAAUGUUUUAUUUUUGUUUGUCCACACACCAUUUUUUUCUCUUCUUUUUUUGGCUUUCUUACACAUUUUUUGGGAGAUUUGUGGUUUCAAAAAUGGCCGGUCAAACCUAAGUACCCCCACUGGACGCUUUAUGUGAUGAAGGGGCGACAAGGACUGUGGCAACACUAUAGAAAGACCACUUGGCCUUUUGUGUGCGUUUUUGUAUGCGUGUGCGUGCGCAUGUGUGCGUGUAUGUGUGAUUAAGUGUGCUUGGAUGUGCGAGCGUGUCGAGUUGCACACAAGUAUACUGUACAAUACAGCUUCCGCUAUUUGCCACCGUGGAGAAUUAACGCAUGAACUGAACCGUGACAAGGAGCAAAUAUAUCUGAAACAAUUACGCUAUAUUCUGUGGACAACUGUUAAACAUUCUUUUUUAUUGAAUCCAAAAAAAAUGAACUUAGGAUAUAUAUAUAUAUAUACUGAGUGAAACCAUGACGGACACCUUACUUUCUAAUUACUAUUAUCUGGAUUUAGAAAUAAUCAAAAUUCUUGUUUUAAUUUCAACAUCCUGCCCUAUGUAUUUAUUUGUACCCCCACCCCCUCCACCAACACCCAGAUGGACUUCAGGCCAUUUGGAACAGUGGACUUGGAACAAUCAGAAGGAAUAGAAACUCCAAGAGGAUUCACCUAAUGAAUUGAUGAUUAUUAAACAAAAGAAAUUGCAUAUAAAAUUGGAUAUUGUAUUUUUGUUGUUGUUCUAAACAGCCUGUACAUGUUUUGUAACAAAAAUACGAUAAAUAACAAGAAAAAUGGUGUUUUGACAAAAUGGAAGUGCUGUUGUGAAAUGUUUGAUUCAGAGUGAAAUUAACAGAAAGCAAAGCAAGAAGAGAGAACAAGGGGGAAAGUCAGGAGGUAGAGAAGAAGAUGAACAAUGCCCUCUCCGUCCAUUGUUGUGUGAGUGUCUGUGUAGGUGUGUCUAAGAUUGUGUGUGCUACCUGAACUGGAUAUUAAGCUUCCCCAAUCUUCUCAUUCUCAACAUAAAGAGCAUUUGUGAAGCACUGAGCUGUUACUAAACGUCUCCCAGGCACAUUGUUUUCAACUCAAAACCUCCUGCAAACAUUUUUUUUUACUUAUUUAUCAUCACCUCCAACUAUGGGAUCCUCCUAAUUUGUCUUAUUUAUGACUGUUAAGGAGUCAUUAGGGGGAAGGUCCAGAGAUGAUGCAUGAUGAUUCCUUCCUGCCAAUCAUUUUAGUCGCCUCAGAGGCAGUGCUCCAUCACUAGACCUGUAGUUUCCAAGAGGAUGCUCAUCAGACCAGAGCUGUCUGAACAGAAACCUAUUGGUCCUCAUCUGUCAGUUCGAUUAAUACAGAAGCCAAUCUGGCAUUGCAAGAAUAUGAGCAUUGCAGAGAGGGCAGACAUACGGCGGGCUGACCUAUCAUUAUCUCUCUUCAUUUCCUGUCUGGCCUGCAAUCAUCCUGUCUCAGCUCAGGCUGCUGCAUGAUUAGUACAGUGCAGGAUCAACAGCCCUGGCACGCAGACAGCCAAAAUCUGCAGGCCCCCUCAUCCUAAAUGAUAGCAGCUGCAUCACGGAGACCAUGCUAUUUGCACUUCUCACAGAGGGGUGGAUGAAGGGAUGGGGCUGCAUCACUGGGGUGAUCUUCCAGACAGUCUCCAUACUGUUUGGGUUGGAGCUGAUCGAUGCAAUAUGUGAAUAUUAUUAGUUAGGUGUGUAAUGAUAGUGUGACGUUAGUGGCCAUGCAGUGUGUCUUGCCAUAUUACUUUUGUCAGCCUUUCUUUAAGUCCUUUCAAAAGUCAUGGAGGAUGUUAUGCAAAACAACAAUGUGUUUCCUGUUUUAGAUUGUUUCAUUCUAUUGCACAUAUAGACGUUUUCACUACUGCUAGUACACUCCGUAAAGGACAUACUAACCACCAACAGUUGUAGUACACAACCAAGCAGUAAUUUUACUGUUGUGUACUCAGUCUAUACAGGAAACAAGUCUUUUAUUCUUUGUUUCUUUUUUUCAUCAAAGCAUCAGCUCAGAUUUCAGACGCAAUGGCUGAAAAUCAGAAGCGCCAGCAUGAUUUGUUUUCAAGAUAAGACUGUACUGAAAGUGCAAAUGCUUCAUUGAUAGUAUUCUACAGAAUUAUUUUGUUUGUCUACAAAGCAAUUCAACAUUGUGGUUGGAAAACAGCGAGAGUCUACGAGAUGGCAGAAGAGCAGAAUUAAUGCAAUCAGAAGCUCAGUUUUACCCCACGUCUCCCAGGAAUCUACAAUAUUAAUCCCUCUUUCUAGCUCAAUUCAAUCAGCUAAGCCCCACUGUUGCAAAGUUGCAUGUGACACCAAAAGAGACAGAGAUGAUGAGCAUGAAAAAAAGAGAAGGGGGGCAUAUUGGAGCUAAACACAAUCAGAUGGCAGACGUGCCCACUCAUGAAAAAUGGCAGCGCUUUGGAGCUCGCAUGAACUAUUGAUGAGGUACACAUGGUGCACUGGGGUCUGAAACUGUGUUCACCAAAGUCAACCAGGCGUGAGUGAUGGGCUCAACUGGCACCGUUGAGCAUCUUAAAAUGAUUAAACUGCCACCACAUCAACUGCAAACAAUUAAUCUUUAAGUGGAUUUUUCACACAUUCAUGGGAGUGUUAAAAUAUUCAACACUGACAGAGGAAGAAAAAAAGUCACUCUCUUGUUUUGCUCAUCCUUCUGACUGCACGUUGCUGAAAUUAAGAUGGACUGUUGUGUUUGCGUGUGUGUGAGAGAGAGUGUGUGAAAUAAAAAGGAUUGCCAUUUUAUACACAGACUACACUUUGAUCAGCAGAGUUUAGGCUUUGUCAGAUGUGGUUAUCUCUAUGUGUGCCAAUAGAAUUCAGACUAUCCCAACAUUCCUUCCACCUUUCUUUCCCUAUUUUUCAUCCUCUGCAGUUCAUCAAACAAGCACACCCACCCCUCCCCCAAAAAACCCUUACCAUUUACUAACUUUCUUUUCUUCAGUUGUCUGUUUUAAAUAAAUAUAUACAGUACUGUUUUUUCUCCUGUCUUCUAACAAGCUCACUCCAUAUCUGUCUUUUGGUCACUUUUGAAAACCCCCUCUUCAUCCAAGAAAGUAUUUCAGAGAGUACUGUACAUGUGUAGUGAACUGGGAGGGGGGGAUGGAAUAGUGCUGAGAAAUGCAAUUGUUAAUUCCUCUUUGAAAAGCAUUAAGAUGUAUUUAAUGGUGCAGACAUACA